AUGGCAAGAAAACCAGGUCUUGCACCAAAAAAAGUUCCAUUACAAAAAUUAAAUAAAACAAACCCAAAUUUUUCAAAUAGACAAAAACAAAUACAGAGAAGUAAACAAGAAGAUGAACAUAGAAAGAAAUUAGAAGAAAUACCAGAAGAUAAUACAUCACAUAUGUUUUUUUCAUAUAAUGAAGCAUUAGUACCACCAUAUCAUGUUAUUAUAGAUACAAAUUUUAUAAAUUUCUCAAUUUCACAUAAAUUAGAUAUUAUUCAUUCAUUAAUGGAUUGUUUAUAUGCUAAAUGUAUACCAUAUAUUUCAGAUUGUGUAGCUGCAGAAAUUGAAAGAUUAGGAUCUAAAUUUAAAGUUGCAUUAAAAAUUUCAAAAGAUCCAAGAUUCCAAAGAUUAACAUGUUCACAUAAAGGUACAUAUGCAGAUGAUUGUAUUAUAAAUAGAAUAACAAUGCACAGAAUGUUUAUAGUUGCAACUUGUGAUGCAGAUUUAAGAAGAAGAAUUCGUAAAAUUCCUGGUGUACCAAUUGUUUAUCUUAAAGGAAAGAAAUAUACUGUUGAAAGAAUGCCAGAUUUAUUACAAUAA
Dictyostelium discoideum AX4 is the source of this 585-nucleotide messenger RNA. It is a transcript of the gene fcf1, whose product is annotated as FCF1 family protein. Bases 1 to 585 code for a protein of 194 amino acids. The transcript has 4 exons. Lineage: Eukaryota; Evosea; Eumycetozoa; Dictyosteliales; Dictyosteliaceae. Gene Ontology annotation, cellular component: small-subunit processome; nucleolus. The record is from RefSeq and is a predicted model, not a curated record.